UAACUUGCAUGCGUGGUGUCGCCUCUAACACAAUAUCAAGACCAAGACUUCCUCUUCCACGAGAGAAGCAAGAUGUCUCAACAGCCGGCGAAUGUGGCAACUUUGUUUGCCGAUUUGCAUAAAUUUGGGCAAAACCAGGAUUAUGAGAAAGCACUUAAGACUGCAAACAAAAUUCUCCAAGAACUUCCAGAUGAUGUCACUGCGUUCCACUGCAAAAUUGUAUGCCUGGUUCACCUCGGGGAAUUUGAAGACGCUCUCAAGAAAAUAACAUCCAGUAAACAUCAGGGAGAACUCGUCUUUGAGAAAGCCUAUUGCCAGUACCGUUUAAACAAGACCAGUGAUGCUCUGGUAACACUGAGGGAGAUUGAAGAUCCAGACGUCAGGGUUCAGGAGUUGAUGGCACAAGUGCUGUACAGAUUGGAGAAUUAUGAGGAAUGUUACUCACUGUACAAGAAUUUGGUUAAGAAUUCAGAGGAUGACUUUGAGCAAGAACGGUACACCAAUUUCUCAGCAGUUAUGGCUGCAUUGCAGAUAUCAGGAACACAAGAUGUGGAAGACCUUGGACUGGAAGAAGAUAGUUAUGAACUUUUGUACAACAGUGCUUGUCUCCAUUUAGCCAAAGGAUUGUACAAAAAGGCAGAGGAUAAGCUCAGGAAGGCAGAAGAAAUGUGUAGACAGACUUUUUCUGAGGAUGCUGAUGCUACUGAGGAAGAGCUAGAAGAUGAAUUAGCUAUCAUAAGGGUGCAGCUAGGGUUUGCAUUACAGAUGCAAGGAAGAACAGAGGAAGCCUUGAAGCUUUACAACCUGGUUGUAAAACAAAAACCCUCUGAUGCUGCCUUGACUGCUGUAGCAUCAAACAAUGUUGUCAGUCUCAACAAGGACCAGAAUGUAUUUGAUUCCAAAAAGAAGAUGAAAACUGCUACAUCAGAAGGAGUACAACAGAAGCUUACUUCAGCUCAAAAACAAGCUAUCCAGCUGAACCAGUGCUUGCUUCUCAUGUAUACCAACCAGGGUGAGCAGUGCCGUAAGAGUGCUAAAGCUCUUCAAGCCAUGCACCCAGAGAGUGACAAACCUAGUCUGAUCAUAGCAGCUCAGUGUGUCAAGGAUAAGCAGAUCCCCAAAGCUGUAGAGGCUUUACAGGAGCAUGUGUCCAGCCAUCCAGAGCAGUCUGUGAGUAUCAAGUUGACCCUGGCCCAGCUGAACCUUCUCCAGGGGAUGGUCUACCCAGCCUGUGAGAACCUCAGGGCACUGGGAGAACACAGCUUCAGACCAGGAGUGGUCUCUGCUUUGGUCAGCUUGUACUUGAAAGAAGAAGACAGAGCCUCAGCCUCAGAGGUGCUGAACCAGGCUGUUGAUUGGUGGAAGAAAAAUAAUCCAAACUCCGAAGAGACUGCUACUUUGAUGACAUCCAAUGCCAACUUCCAGCUGCGAUAUGGCAGUGCAGAAAUGGCUGCUAAAUUGUUGGAAGAGCUAAGAAAACAAAAACCGAAGGACAGCAAGAUAUUAGCCCAGCUUAUCAGUGCUUACUCUAAGUUUAACCCUGCCAAAGCACAGGAACUUAGCAAAUCCCUACCCUCAGCAUCGGAGAUUGCCCAGGAAUUGGAUGUAGAAGCUUUGGAAAAGUCCAUCAAUGUCAUGGGACCUAAGUACAUUAAAAAGUCGACCAAGGUGGAGUCGCCUAGACCUGGCACUGACGAUGAGUUGCUUCAGAAGAAAAGAAAGAAAAAACACAAGAAGGGUAAACUGCCUAAGAACUAUGAUCCUGGUAGUGAUCCUGAUCCUGAAAGAUGGCUGCCCAAGAAAGAGCGGUCUUACUACAGAGGCAAAAGAAAGGACAAAAGAAAAGAGAUUGGCCGUGGAGCUCAGGGUGCAACUUCAGGUGGUGCUGACCUAGAUGCCAGUAAGCCUAGUGGUGAAAGCUCAGCCUCCCCUGCGGCUGGGUCUGCCCCUAGUCCCGUAGCUCCUGGACCCAGGCAGCAGAAACCACAGUCUGGGAACAAGCAGAAGAAGAAAAAGAAGGGAAGCAAGUGGUAAACUCACACCUGGCAAGAAUGUAAAACUACAAACUGCUUUGGAUAUACGUACAAAGUAUGGAGGCAAAAAUAUUGUUUGAAAAGUCUAAUGGAAUUAUUGAUGCAUUCUGACAUAUUUGUUUAUGGUGGUGAUGAGGUCAUUGUGAUCAGAAUGUUGUCAGAGACUCGACUUUCUUACUGAGUGAAUUUUCUACGAUUAUAUAAUAUAUUCCAGACAAAUUAGAUGAAU
Messenger RNA from Lingula anatina, 2262 nucleotides. RefSeq names its product signal recognition particle subunit SRP72. Gene Ontology annotation, molecular function: ribosome binding; protein binding; 7S RNA binding. The record is from RefSeq and is a predicted model, not a curated record. Gene Ontology annotation, biological process: SRP-dependent cotranslational protein targeting to membrane. NCBI's taxonomy places the organism in Eukaryota, Metazoa, Brachiopoda, Lingulata, Lingulida, Lingulidae. Gene Ontology annotation, cellular component: signal recognition particle, endoplasmic reticulum targeting.